ACAGUAUCCAAAGACUAAAUAUGAGUAACGAGUUUCUAGUACCUAGUGCAAAUCAGGAUACUACUUAUAUUGUGAGCAGCGAAAUUGGAAUAUGUACCUGCCCUGCUGGUAGAUCUGGUGCACCUUGCAAGCACCAAGAUCGUGAAAAUUUUAAUAAGGCAAAAAUGAGAACGCCAAUUAGCGAUAGUGCAAUUGAAACCAAUGAAAAUGCAUAUAAUAACAAUGAAACCAAUAUUGUCGUAUUUAUGGAUUUUUUGAACGAAGUGAAGGAAGACUAUCAAAAUGCUAAUCCUCAAUUAUCAGCAAAAAAUCAAUCAAUUCUCUGCUUAACCUCUUAUCUUUAUGAUCUUAAUAGUGGUGCUGAUUCCACAACCCAUAUCAGAAGUGGUUUUAUGAUUCGGGUUCAAGUUGAAUCUGUUAAACGAUGCAAGACGGAUGGGUCAGGACGUAAAUGA
Molecule: messenger RNA, 455 nt
Organism: Racocetra persica
Lineage: Eukaryota; Fungi; Glomeromycota; Glomeromycetes; Diversisporales; Gigasporaceae
Source: the annotation of a GenBank genome assembly